CACAGAGCAAAGAGAGAGAAAGGGGAAGAGACGCCUUUUUUUGCAGCUGAUUCGCCCUGCUCUCUGAGCUCAGCAACUGCUAAGUCGAAGGCAGGAGAUCCUGUGGUUCUGGGAACAGCCGGACUCAAAUUCCCUUGGAUUUGCUGUUCCAGCUCCGGGAGAAAUCAAGGCACUGGGCAAUGCUGCUUCGAGUGACGUUAACGAACCUGUCCUAGCUUCUGCUGGCUAUAGGCCAUGAUUUUCCACUGGGAAGACCUAUCUCACGGCUGUCUCAAGGGAACUUGAUGGAAGGAUCAUAUUUUUUUAACAGGUUUUCUCAGGAUCUUGCUCAUUUCAGAGUUUGCUGCUGCUGCUUAUUAUUAUUAUUAUUUUAUUUUAAAUCCCAUGAAAAUCUAGGAACUCUGAGUCACUUUAUUUGGAGCUGCUUUGCUGAGUCUGGGGGUGGUAGUUAAAUAAAGAGGAGGAGGAGGAACGAAACAGAUGGGAUUGGUCAAUAUCAGAGGAAACUGGCCAGAAUUCCCCACCAGGAGAGGUGUCAUAGAUCCGAGCUCUUUCAUAUCUAUCGCCUCUCAACAGAAAACUAACCAGAGCUGGUUCAUCUGAGCUGCCUACACACUGGGGAGAUAAGACGUCUUGUUGUCCAGGAAAAUUCUGGAGCGACUCUCCUGUAUUGGUUCUGGGUGCGGUGGGAUUUCUGGAAAGGACGCAGUCACAAGCCACCAGGAGGCUAGUUCCAAAGAAAAACAAGAGGAGCGUGAGCCGAGAACUUGGUGACUCUAAGCGCCGCUGCUCACGGCCAGGCUCAGCCCAUGACGGCAGGGCCCUGCCCCAUCCUCAGCACCACGUCUCUUCCCAGCUCACCCGGGCCCUUCGUUUGUCUUUGCUGCCGAUGGCUGAGGAUGGUGGGGCCGUGGGCCUUGCCAAUGGUGGGGCCGGGAGCCCCUCCGACACUGUCAAGCUCCUCAGAGCUCUGGGUCUUUGACGCCCCGUUUGGAUGGAAGAUGCUGCAGCGUGCCGGCAUGGACAGAGGCGAGCCGGCCGAAGCCGGGCGGCAGAGGAUGGCGUGUGGGAAUGCAGGCCUGCCAGAGGAGGCUCCUCUCAGGGAUCACAGCUGAGCCCCUCUCCCCAGCUCUGUUAUUCCCCAGGAGACCAGCUGGCCCGAGGACGAUGAGGUCUUUGUGACGGAGCGGCUGAGCCCCACCGCCAUGGCCACGUUCAGACCCGGCAACGUGGAGGAGCUCUACGAGCUGCUGGAGAAGCUGGGCAGCGGGCACUUCGGGGUGGUGAAGCGCUGCCGGAAGCGGAGCUCAGGGACUCUCUACGCCGCCAAGUUCGUGAAGAUGCGCAAGUGCAAGGGGAGCCGGCUGGGGCUGGACCGCGAGCAGGUGGAGCGGGAGGUCAGCAUCCUGCAGCAGCUGGAGCACCCCAACAUCCUGCGCUUGCACGACCUCUUUGCCAGCAAGGCCGAGAUGGUGCUGAUCCUGGAGCUGAUCCGUGGUGGGGAGCUCUUUGACUUCAUUGCCGAGAAGGAGACGCUGACGGAGGCGGAGGCCAUUGAGUUCCUGCAGCAGAUCCUGCAGGGCGUCGCCUACAUGCACGGGCGGCACAUCGCCCACUUCGACCUCAAGCCGGAGAAUAUCAUGCUGCUGGAGAAAGAUGUCCCCAACCCGAAAAUCAAGAUAAUCGAUUUUGGUCUGGCCCAAAAGCUGGAAGACGGAGUAACCUUCAAAAGCCUUUGUGGGACUCCACAGUACAUAGCUCCCGAAGUGAUUAACUACGAGCCCCUGAGCUCGGCGACAGAUAUGUGGAGCAUCGGCGUUAUUACCUACAUCUUGCUGAGCGGGAUGUCCCCGUUCCAGGGCGAGACGGAUGCCGAGACCCUCUCCAACGUCGUCGCAGGCAACUACGAGUUCGAGGAAAAAUUCUUCAGCGAGACCACCGAUAUGGCCAAGGACUUCAUCCGGCAGCUGCUGGUGAAGGAGCCUGGGAGUCGCAUGAGCGCGGCCGAGAGCCUCGUCCACCCGUGGAUCAAGCCCCUGAGCCGGAAGCAGGCCACCAACCGCAGCCGCUCCUCCAUCAACAUGAAGAACUUCCGCAAGUUCAACGCCCGCAGGAAAUGGAAGCUCUCCUACAACAUGGUGUCUGCCUGCAACCGGCUCUGCCGCCUGAAGCUCUUGUGUGGCCAGAGGACGGAGGAUGAGACUCUGCGCGGCUGCGAGAGUGACCAGGAGGACGAGGCCUCCCACCCGGUGACACUGCUGCGCCGGCGGAGAAGCAGCUGCUCCUGAGACCCGUCCCCCAACCACAGACUCCAGCAUGCUCCCGCUGCCCCCCCUCCACCCUCUGCAUCAGCUGGGGGGGGCAGCCACAGCCCCCGGAAGUGGGGAAGGGGGGAUCCAUGCUCACAGCCCUGUGAGACGAGGCACCCCUGGCCCCACCUUGGGCCCCAUCCCGACAGCUGGGCUCUGUCUGCUGAGGCCCAAAGGGCGGGAAGGGGCAUUGACUUUGAUUGGCAGGGACCGGCUGGGAGCAGGAGGGGGCUGGAAAUGGGAUCCUGCCUCUUUUCCUCCCUCCCCCCCCCCCCAAUGUCCCUCUCCAUCCGGAUGCCCGAGGACAGGGAGUUGGCUGCGGAUGGAGCUGGUGAAAGGGGAACACGUGUCAUCAGGAGAAGCUGAGGCUGGGGUGACCCCUGCAGCCCCUUGGCACCCAGUCACCGUGUCUGUGGGGCAAGGUAUUGGGGGUGUGGGAGAAGAGAUCCUGCUAUUAACCCUUUCAUUAUUCAAACAGAGCCCCCCCCCCCACCAUGAGGGCCUUUUGGGGUGCAUUUUCUGCACCCCUCUUAUGCUUUCCAAUAGGAACCCCCCCAUGUGGCUGUUCUGUCUGGCACUCAUGGGGUUAAUCCAAUGGGACACCCCGCCACACACACUUGCCCCAAUGCGUUAGGGGCUCUGUUUAUUCCAUCACUCAUGGGGUUAAUAUGAGUCUCUUCCCCUCCCCACUCCACCCUGCCUGCUGCCCCCCAGCGGUACCUUGGUGGGGGGAUGGAUGGCGGCUCCGAACGCGCUAGCGGCUGCAAGGUGGUGCCAGGUGCCUUCACCCAGCUGCAGCUGUUGAUGGGCGGCCAGAGAGCUGGGUGGAUGCCCCUUCCCCAGCACCCCACAAACCCUUGCAUGCUGGCCUAAGGUGCAUGGCAGGGCAGACCCCCCCCCCCCUUCCCCCGGCUGCCUGGGGAAGAUCUGCCCAGCUCAUUCCCCCUCUGCCUGAUUAUUUUUAAAGAAAUAAACGUGCCAAGUGUC
Molecule: messenger RNA, 3296 nt
Organism: Mauremys reevesii (Reeves's turtle)
Lineage: Eukaryota; Metazoa; Chordata; Testudines; Geoemydidae
Product: death-associated protein kinase 2-like
Exons: 14
Coding region: 1206-2288 (360 amino acids)
Biological process (GO): positive regulation of apoptotic process; intracellular signal transduction; protein phosphorylation
Cellular component (GO): nucleus; cytoplasm
Molecular function (GO): protein serine/threonine kinase activity; ATP binding
Source: RefSeq, a predicted model, not a curated record